ACCAGAUCUGCGGCUUUCUGCUUAAAGCAGGAAAUCAUCGUCCCUGCUUUCACCCCUACAUAUAAAUCUAACGACUCUGCCCAACACAAAUUUAAACCGUAUUUUCUUCGUAGACGUGUUUAGAAAAAAAUGAAAACACUUUUUUUUUCAGAAUGCUCGGACUGGAAUCUUAUAAACUUUUUGAAAUUUCGUCAGAUGGAAGAUAAUUGGUCAGCAGAUAAGCAGAAAGAACAUGGCACAUAUACUAAAACUUUAGGCAAGAUUGCAGGCAGUGAAUCAAGCGAAUACCGAUCUAUGGCAGUUUCUGCUUUAAAAAUUUUUCCAGAAAUACUAAAUACCCGAGCGGUUAAUGAUUUCUGGCAAGAUGUAGAGAAAUUAAAUAGGCGAAAUAAGAUCAACAAUUCAAAGGAAAAAUAUCUUGAUCAUCUCGAAGAAUCUACCUAUGAAGUAUUAGAUGAUACUAGAUCAUAUGUUGUUGCAGAUGUUAAAGCAGAAACUGGAAAGCGCAAGUCUGCCAGAAGUGAGAUCCCAACUCGUUACGAUCGAAAUAAAUCAAGUGAAGGUCAGAAUAUUGUCAUUGAAUCUGGUCAUGAUGAACAAAAACAAACAAAGCGAGUUCGCUUUCAUGAAGAGAAGCCUCCAUCCAAAAAGAAAUCUAAAUCAGGCAAAAGAAGUGAUACGUUACUUGACGGUACGAAGAUUACGAAGCCAUCACCUAUAAAUUAUGCUGAAGGUGAUGAAACCGAUGAUGGGAUUCCUUCGAAUGAAGCUAAUGACUAUAGCGACGAUGAUGAAGAGGCUUUACCUCCAGAAGACUCUCUUUCUUUUGCCCUUUCAAACUCAAAAGUUUGGACUUUGCCUUCGGGAAAUAACGUCGUAAAAAAUAAGAAAAGACUUACGGCAUUCGAAAAGGCUAUAUUGCGAUACGGCGCCUCGAGGAUAAUUGAUUUAUCCGCUCACAUGAAAAAGUGGUUUUGCGAAAACGACAAAAAGUUCAUUAAGAAAGACUACGAAUCUAUGUUGCGAGUUCCCGAAAUGACAGUUGAGGAGAUUUCAUUUGUUCUAAAAGUCGAGGAUAUGGUAUAUAAAGGACACGUAAGCCAGGCAUAUAAGUACUGUACGGAAAUCCAUUCAAGUUCAAUCGAAGAUAGUUACUUAUAUAAAAUAAGUAAAAUAUAUGGAGAUUUGUGAGUUAUUUGAUUGCUAUCUAAGAUAUUUAUUUUUUCGUGAUUCUUAUCCUCACUAUUCAACAUACACAGCAUUUACAAGAGCAAAGACCAAGA
Molecule: messenger RNA, 1283 nt
Organism: Rhizophagus irregularis DAOM 181602=DAOM 197198
Lineage: Eukaryota; Fungi; Glomeromycota; Glomeromycetes; Glomerales; Glomeraceae
Source: RefSeq, a predicted model, not a curated record